Messenger RNA from Trichoderma atroviride IMI 206040, 1122 nucleotides. RefSeq lists its product as uncharacterized. Gene Ontology annotation, cellular component: nuclear pore; nuclear pore central transport channel. The record is from RefSeq and is a predicted model, not a curated record. Gene Ontology annotation, molecular function: structural constituent of nuclear pore. Gene Ontology annotation, biological process: protein localization to nuclear inner membrane; nuclear pore organization; NLS-bearing protein import into nucleus. Lineage: Eukaryota; Fungi; Ascomycota; Sordariomycetes; Hypocreales; Hypocreaceae.
CAGCCUCAGCAGGCAGCGCAGAUUCCAGCGCUAUCGCAGUCACAAGCCCAGUUGUCGAGCUCUCUGUGGCAACCAGGCCAAGAAACACCCCACCAGAAGCCAAUUCUGGAGCAGAUGAAGCUCGUGACGGAGAAAUGGGACCCUUCCAGCCCCAGCUGCGUUUUCAAGCACUACUUUUACAACAAAGUCGAUGAAGCACACAUUCCGUUUUACAAGCCGCAAGCACACGAAGACCCUAGAGAAUGGGAGGAAGCUCUGCAGAACAAGCCCGCCCCUGGAUUCAUGCCUGUGCUAUGUGCAGGCUACACAGGCGUCGCAGACCGAUUAAAGACACAGAAGCGUGCCAUCUCCGAAUUCAACACACGAUUGCAUCAGAUCAACGGCUGUUUGGAUGCUCUCUUACAGAGACACGAACUGGAGACUGAAACAAGAGCUUUGGCUGCCAGGAGGCGGCAGACGAUGAUUUCCAAUCGAUGCCUGGCGCUGGCUGCCAAGGUGCAGAUUCUGAGGAAUCGGGGCUACGCUCUCAGCGGCGAUGAGGACGAUUUGAAAAGCAGGCUGCAGGCUUUGGAGCGCGACGUGCAAGAUCCUGCGGUGGGCGCAAGGGAGGAAGAGCUGUGGAGCAGGCUGAUUGUUCUAAGAGGAUACUCUGAGAAGCUGAGCCAGGAGCUAGAGAAGCCAACAGGAGCCGACGGCGAGGGACUGGACGAGGAGACGCAGACAAGAGCAAAACGGGUAUUGGAAGAUUACGAGAAGCAGCUCGGACACCUGAAAAAGGAGCUGGAGGCGCUGGGCGUGGACUACCAGGAUUGGGAUAACAGCAGAAACCCGCCAUCACGGUCUCGAUAAGAAGUUUUCUUUUGGAAAUUCCGAAGAUUGUGUUAUCAAGGAGGGAGUUUUACCGAGGCUAUAAUGCUGGUGUUUAAUUUGGGGACUCAUAAAUUUUCACGUACUAAACCGAGUGAGAUGUUUGUCAUGGCAACGUUAUUCUAAUGCGAUAGAAGGAAAGAGGGAUUUGAGUCGGCUUUUGUUUCAAUGAUUGUAGGCUGCUGCAGUAAUAGGUAGACAAAUAUCAAGACAGGAUUUGAAGGCAUGCACAUCUUUAUCGGCCAUAUAUACCAU